AUGAAUUUAGAGCGUGAAUCAACCUCAAGCUUUGAGCCGCUACAAAGUCAUUUUUCAUCAAUAAGUACUCAAGGGACUGCUUCUGAUGUGCAACAAAGAGUAUUAUUGGCAUCGGCUGAUCAUAGGCAAUCAAAACUUUUCACUCUUAUCAAGAAAAAAAAAGUUAUUGUUUGUUUCGUGAGUAUAUUGCUUAUUACUGCAGCUGUUUCCAUUCCGCUUGCCAUAUCUAAAAGUUUGCCAUAUCAUUCUACGCUUCACAAUGCUAACUGUAAUUUGACCACGCAUUACUGGGACAAUGGUUGUUUAGUCCGGAAAGGUUUCCGUGCAUUAUGUGAAACACAUGAUCAUUGUAUAACAACACUGUAUUGUGUUACUAUUCCCGGUUUAUAUACUACUCAACAAUAUUGUGGAUGUUUAACGGGUGACUUUUAUUCGAAACAAUCCGGUCUAUGUUAUCCAUGUAACAAUCAUUAUUCAAAACAGAUAGAUAAAUGUACGAAUGACACCUCAUCUGAAAACUUUUUUAAAACGUGGUACGUUAUAAAUUAUCCAACAGAAGAUCGAUGUGUUUAUACUGUACAUGUAGUACAAGGUAAUUUUGAUCGAUCGGUGUGUCCUCGGGCGAACGAUGUCGGUAUGAAGCUACUUACCCAUAGAAUGCCAAGAUUUCCAAUAUUUCAUGAUCGACAAGAGCUUAACUGUUUUAUUGAAUCUGAUAUACAACCGGGAUGGUUUUAUUAUUUGGAUAAAGAGCCCGGUUUGCCUUACUUUACAGAUGGUACACCACUGUUUCUGAACUAUCUUCGAGUCCCAUAUGCAGAAUGUAUUGCUGUUUCGAAACAGGGUCACCCACAAGCAAAAUCAUGCGUCGCAAUUAAAUGUCGAGCAUAUAUUUGCGAUUAUGGUGCAAUUUAA
Didymodactylos carnosus is the source of this 915-nucleotide messenger RNA. The record is from the annotation of a GenBank genome assembly. NCBI's taxonomy places the organism in Eukaryota, Metazoa, Rotifera, Eurotatoria, Philodinida, Philodinidae.